CCCUGUCUGUCCGUCUGCAGCAUGAUCCCGCUCUGGACAGACAUGCGUUGUAUGAACCCCAAGCUGCUGUCCUGAUUUCAAAAAAAAAACAAGCAUCGGCCCCACAGCACAUGGGAGUCGGCGGAAAUCACACCAGACACUCUAGAUAUAAGGAUCAGGCCAUGUGUGACAGGGAUAGAGCCCCCUCCAGCACUCUGUCCUUGAGUCACAGGGUCCAGCAGAUUGCAGGCCUGUAUGCGGAUCUGCCACCAGGCGUCAGCCUCAGACCACUGUCUGUCCGUCUGCAGCACGACCCCGCCCUGGGCAGACUCGCAUUGCAGGUGCCCCCGCCGACUGUGUAUAUGCCCAGAAGACAACAGACAUUUUCCCCACAACAGGCUAGACUAUGCGCAAAAGACCCAGCUCACUCUGAACAUGCUCAGACAGUGCACAAAAAGAAGACGGGACUCUUCAGAGAUCUGUCUUUGCGACACAAGUUCAAGAAAGCUGCAGGUGUGCAUAGACGUCUGCCAUCAGGCAUCACCUUCAGUUCCCCGUCUGUUCGUCUGCAGCAUGAUCCCACCUUAGACAGACGCGUGUCCCAGCUGCGCUCGACCAUCAGCACAACACAGUUGCCGUCACAAGAGGUGUGUCCAGAUUUAUUAUCCCUUCCCGCAGAUGAACAGCAGCAAACUCCCAAGAGCAAGAGAGGCCCCCCAGACUUCACAGCUUCGCAUCACACAGCAAAGGAGAACCAUUCGGGGGACUCUGCAGCAUUGCCCCCAGCUUUCAUCGACACGGUAGCCCCAGCCCUGGUCAGAGACAUGCAGGACUCCCGGCCAGCGGCCCAGCCUCUCCCCUGGGAACGUGCUCCCGCCACAGAGAGUGCCGAGGACCCUGGAGAAGGCACCUCGUCCGGCACCUCAUCUGUGCCAGUUUGGCAAGGUGCCUCCAAAGCAUCCUCCAGCACUGCUCACCCAAGGGUGCCCUCUCUGGCAAGCAGAAGAGGGAAACAGCAAGCCCCCUCAUCUCAAGCAGCUCCCCAAGAACCGUGUUCUUCCUCUCACUCCCAGACCACCCACACCAGCGCCGCUGCUAAAGGGGAUGGUGGCCAGGAGGCAGGAGAGCCCACCGGCGUGGCUUUCCCACGGAACCCUCCCACCAUCCAGAGAGGCUCGCUGGUCUGGAUGAAGUUCCAGCACCACCCGUACUGGCCCGCCGUGGUGAAAAGCAUGUGCAAAACUGAGAAAACGGCGAGAGUGCUUUUGAUCGAGGCAUGCAUGCCCACGGAAAGGAGGGGCAUUCAAGUUCCUCUGCGCAAACUGAAGCAUCUGGACUGCAGAGAAAAAGAGACCCUAGUGAAGAGGGCCAGCAAGCAGUACCAGCACGCUGUGAAGUGGUGCUUGGCACUGGUGGCCCAGUACACAGAGGCACGUGCCCACAGGUCUUUCCGAGGCUCUUUCUUGACCUUCUAUUCCACCGACGCCACCUCUUCCACCAGAAAAGCCAUCAAAGACUGUGAUGGUCCAAUCAGCUUCCCAGAGGUGAAUUAUGCCGACCUGGAGGACUGGGAGGAGGAAGACAGGUGGCUGGGUGGGAUGAGCCGGUGUAAGAAAAUUCUCCCUGACCGCAUGAAGGCUGCGUGGAACCGAGAAAACCAGAAGCUAGUGGAUUUCAUCGUCAAGAGGAAGGGGGCCGACCCACAUCUCCUGGACAUUGUCCAUGGCAGGAAGUACUCUCAGUGGCUGGCGUCCUUUCUGAAGUCAGCCAGGUAUAUGAUCUGCGUUGAAACUUACCUGGAGGACGAGGACCAGCUGGAGGCCGUGGUGAAACAUUUACAGACAGUCUACAAAGAAAUGGGCCAGAGGAUGAAGAGGGCGAUCAGAAAUGACCCGGUGAGCUUUGUUCUGGAGGUUCUCCUCCCGGAAGCUAUCAUCUGUGCCAUCUCUGCACUCUAUGGCUUGGAGUACAACGACGCGGAAACCAAGUACCUGGAGGGACCACCCGUGCACACACGGGAAAAGGAACUGUUCGACAGGAAAAUCCUAAAGCAAGUGAGGAAGAAGGCAGCCAGGGCGAGCAUAGCUAACUAACACCCGCCCAUCCUUCGCCCGUCACUUCAUGGGACACCGCUCCUAUGUUUUCAGUCAGAAGCAUUUUAUCUGCAUGAAAUGCGAUGCAACCUUUCACUGUGGCACGUGGAAUGGGUUCUGGGAUUUGAGGCCUGGAGAAUGGCUGCUUCCCUCCAGGACCCAUCUCUAGCAUUUCCGGUGACUAGAGCCAUCACCAAGAGCUUCACAGCCCAAGUCACAGAGUUUGCCAGCACCUACUCCUUGAAUGUACAGUUGGCCAAAUGUCAUAUCAUUGCUUUUGACUUAUCUCCCACAAACUUAAGAUUCAAUGCCCAUUCUGGGGUUGGACAAAAUAACUCUUGUAGGGGAUCUUGAAGAAAAAACUUUUACAUCUAAGUUAUACAAAUACUGCUGAUAGAUUGCUUUUGGUUUGGAAGACAAAGCUACAUAAUUUGUUGGAUUUCUUCCAGUGAUAAUUACAGCGUUUUAUAAUAGCUGCUAAUUUCUCUGUUAAAGAAGCCCUGGGAGGUGACCCUGAACAACAGAGAUGUUUUCAUUAGAUCACUGUUGUCUUCUAAUUGUUCUUUAAUAAGUAAUGUGAUGUGGUUUUCCCCGCAGGGGCAGCUACAGGAGUGCCGGCUCCCUCAUGAGCCUGCAGGAAUUUUCAUAGGACAAGCAGGUGGCCCCGACUCAAAAGUGGCUUGGCUCUGUGAAAGACAAGCACCUAAACCCCUGCACCAUCUCUCUGACCCAGAGAUAACAUUUUAUGUUGUUGAAUUACUAAAAAAACUUAUGAAAGGAUACAAGAGAUUAUGAUAGACUUUACAUUAUCAUGACAUAGGGUGGUAUUUUAUAUAUCAUUUGAGAGUAAUUCUAUACAAGAGGAUUUACGGUUCUCAUUCCUUUGAUCCCAUAAUUGUAACACUUACAAAAUAACUGUAGUGCUUGUUUAAACCAUGUAAGAGUUCUGCAUCUGUAAAUUUUAUACUGUAUUCACUAUCACAAGACUUGGUCCUAUCCACAUCCAUCCGGUUGGUCUUUAAUCUGCCUAUCCCUUCCCCCUCUGAUAACGUUUAUGAAUUUGCUUUGUUCUUGGCUUAUCUUAUUCCUUGUGCUUGGUCUGUUUCUCACUUGAGAAGGUAAACUGUGUCAGAUCAGGUACCUUUCGGUCAAGCUUGGACAUCUGAAACAUCCUCAUUCAAUGUGUACUGACGGUGGAUGACAUGGGUUAAUUCUGUUCAUAGAACUUGCACUUCCAAAGAUGAGAAAGGGAUGGAAGGGGGGUUUGGGUUGGGGCCUCGUGUAUCCCAGUGAUGUGGGAGAGUGUUAGAGCUAUAUUUUCAAACAGGGUCAACGACACUGAAAACAAGAGAUCUAAACUACAAGCACUGCA
Sorex araneus (European shrew) is the source of this 3444-nucleotide messenger RNA. It is a transcript of the gene PWWP4, whose product is annotated as PWWP domain containing 4. Lineage: Eukaryota; Metazoa; Chordata; Mammalia; Eulipotyphla; Soricidae. Bases 111 to 2072 code for a protein of 653 amino acids. The transcript has a single exon. The record is from RefSeq and is a predicted model, not a curated record.